AUGGAGAACAGGACAGAAGUGACACAGUUCAUCCUGCUGGGACUGACCAGUGACCCAGGCCUGCAGGUUCCCCUCUUCAUAACCUUCCUCCUCAUCUACGUCAUCACUGUGGUUGGGAACCUGGGGAUGAUCCUGCUGAUUCUCUUGGACUCCCGGCUCCACACUCCCAUGUACUUCUUCCUGGGUAACCUGUCUCUGGUGGAUUUUGGUUAUUCUUCAGCUGUAACACCUAAAGUCAUGGCUGGGCUCCUUAUAGGAGACAAAGUCAUUUCCUACAGUGACUGUGCUGCUCAGAUGUUCUUUUUUGCAGCCUUUGCUACUGUAGAAAACUUCCUAUUGGUGUCAAUGGCUUAUGAUCGCUAUGCAGCAGUGUGUAAGCCCCUGCAUUAUACUACCACCAUGACAACAAGUGUGUGCAUGUGGCUGAUCGUUGGCUCUUAUGUCACUGGUUUCCUGAAUGCUUCCAUUCACACUGGAGACACAUUAAGUCUGUCUUUCUGUAAGUCUAAUAUGAUACAUCACUUUUUCUGUGAUAUCCCAGCAGUCAUGAUUUUGUCCUGCUCUGAUAGUCAUGUUAGUGAGCUGAUCCUUCUUUAUGUCGUGAGCUUCAAUAUCUUUUUUGCUAUCAUAGUAAUCUGGAUAUCUUACACAUUCAUUUUUAUUACCAUCCUAAAGAUGCAAUCAGCUGUGGGACAUCACAAGACUCUGUCCACCUGUGCCUCCCACUUCACAGCAGUCUUUAUAUUUUAUGGAACUGUCAUCUUCAUGUACCUGCAGCCCAGUUCCCGUCACUCCAUGGACACUGACAAGGUGGCAUCGGUGUUCUACAGUAUGGUCAUCCCCAUGCUGAACCCUUUAGUCUACAGCCUGAGGAACAAGGAGGUCAAGAGUGCAUUUUUGAAAGUCAAAAGUGCAUUCAUUUGUUGGAAGAAAAAUAUGCAGGCCUUUAAAGUAUGA
Molecule: messenger RNA, 957 nt
Organism: Jaculus jaculus (lesser Egyptian jerboa)
Lineage: Eukaryota; Metazoa; Chordata; Mammalia; Rodentia; Dipodidae
Product: olfactory receptor 5B3-like
Exons: 1
Coding region: 1-957 (318 amino acids)
Biological process (GO): sensory perception of smell; G protein-coupled receptor signaling pathway
Cellular component (GO): membrane
Molecular function (GO): olfactory receptor activity; G protein-coupled receptor activity; odorant binding
Source: RefSeq, a predicted model, not a curated record